AUACUGUAGGUGUGAUAUACCGUAAACAGACAUGUACAUUAUGUGAAGAGUACAAACAUGUUGAUGUUUCGUAUACGAAAUGUUAUAAAAGUUUGGCUCUCAGAGCGAAGAGGGGAGCGGUAAUUGAUAAGUCUACCAUAGGUUUGUACGAGAACUACAAAUAUGGCUGAAGCACCAAAAUAUAGAUUGACAUACUUUGUCACUAGAGGACGGGCUGAACCUAUCAGACUUCUGUUGGUUGAUGCUGGGAUCGAGUUUGAAGAUCGGAGGUUUACAGACGAACAAUGGCUCGAGAGGAAAAAAUCAGGAGAAUUUCCUUUGAACCAAUUACCAAUCCUAGAGGCUGAUGGGAAAACAAUGGUGCAAAGUCGGGCAAUCAUGCGUCAUCUGGCUAGAAAAUAUGGUUACAAUGGAGCGACAGAAGAGGAAACAUAUCAGAUCGAUGUUCUCUGUGAGGCUUUGGAGGACUUGGUUGCUAGUGUGUUUAAUAUCGUAUUUAGCGACUUCGACCAAGCUUACAAGGACAAACUCAAAGAGAAUCUUCCACAGACUAUCAUUCCUCGCCAGCUGAAGUUCUUAGAGAAGGCUCUUGAAGACAACCCUUCAGGGAGCGGCUACUUCGUUGGUCAAGAUGCUACCUUGGUUGAGUUUACGUACUUCACCUUUAUCGAGAAUGUGUUGAACAUGUUCCCUGAUGUUAUGGAUCCAGCUGAAUAUCCCAAACUUCAUGCGAACCGAGAGCUGGUGAGAUCUAGGGAGAAGAUUGCCGCUUACCUUCAUAAGCAAAUACCAUCCUACAUGUAAACCUCCAGCAGCCACCAUCGGGACGUCCAGAGUUUGGUUCUUUAGUAGAAGGUUACUACUUAUUCUGCAGCUGAAACACCACCCACCACCCACCCACCUCCACCUCCAACACCAUCACCAUCACCACCACAACCACCGCCACCAACAACAAUUUAAUGAACAACAACGACUACGACCACCACCACCACCACCACUACUCCUACAACUUCUACUACUCCUACUACUACUACUACUACUACUACUACUACUACUACUACUACUACUACUACUACUACUACUACUACUACUACUACUACUACGACUACUUCUACUAGUACUACUAUUACUACUACUACUACUACUACUACUACUACUAAUGCUACUUCUACUUCUACUUCUACUUCUACUUCUACUACUACUACUACUUCUACUACUACUACUGCUGCUGCUGCUGCUGCUACUACUACUACUACUACUACUGCUAGUACUACUAAUACUUUUACUUCUUCUUCUUCUACUACUACCACUAUUACUACUUCUACUACUACUACUAUUACUACUACUACUACUAGUACAGUAGUAGUACUACUACUACCACUACUACUGCUUCUACUACUGCUACUACUACUACUACUACUACUACUACUACUACUCUGAACAACUUCUAAUUAGUUUUUCACUGUUUAGAAGAUGGACUGGUCAAGCAGUACUAUACUUUUUUAUAUUGUCUUUAAUUUCAAAUCGCUGUAUUCUGUACGUUAGAUGAAUGAUUAUGCCACGCAUGCUAUUAUGUUGAGUCUUCUGAUAUUAUAUUUUUGUAUAAUGUUUACUUGCAUGUUCGAACAGUAAAUAUAUCAAAUCUAGUAGCAUGUAUUACGAGAAGUUUGUGGCCUGUAAUUUUGUUCAAUUUCAUGUAUAUAAAAAAAUUGUAGUAUCCCUCUGAAAAUAAAUUGAAAACGUUGAAUCAGUCUGUAUAUGUACCAAUACUUAAUACAGACUGUAACCAUAGUAGCUCGCACUUUUCUCAUACCAUUUGCUAUAAGUUGCUAUCUCCUUUUAGUGUAAGUUACACGAUUGGCUCGAAAAAUACGAGAAAGAAACGCGCCAAAAGUACAACCACCUGUGUUAUCGUACGUUAUGCUACCGAAUAUAUGAAGAAUAAAAGUAGGCAGGGGGAAUAUGAAAAAGGAUAAGGUUUGGCCUAGAUGCAUGCAUGCUAAAAGCGUGACAAUCCAGAAAUUUAGGAUUUAGCCCCAGGAAGAUAAUAAAAAGACGGGUAAAGAGGGGUGAGUGUAGAGCAGUGUUUGGCCUGACAGAGUUUCCCCUGGGCAGUAGGAUGUAAGAGUUAUGCACGUGGAGGUGGCUUGGUAUAUUGAAUUUUCGUAAACUUUCGUUCUGAACUAUAUAUUUUACUAUGAGUGAAUGAAGAAAUUCCUUGAAUACGAAUAAGUUGUGUUGGAGGGCACCAUUAUGGGUGGAGGGGGGGGGGCAGGAGCAGGGGUAGUCACCCUCCAGCAAAAUAUUAGAGGAUAAAUAUAGAUAUUUCCCC
Lytechinus pictus (painted urchin) is the source of this 2332-nucleotide messenger RNA. RefSeq names its product S-crystallin SL11-like. Gene Ontology annotation, molecular function: glutathione transferase activity. The transcript is spliced from 6 exons. Bases 163 to 804 code for a protein of 213 amino acids. The record is from RefSeq and is a predicted model, not a curated record. NCBI's taxonomy places the organism in Eukaryota, Metazoa, Echinodermata, Echinoidea, Temnopleuroida, Toxopneustidae. Gene Ontology annotation, biological process: glutathione metabolic process.